GCCGCGAGCCCCUUCCUGCCUACGGGUAGUGACAGUCGGACAGUUCUCCUGACCGCGGCCCCGCGGGAAAACGUCUACCAUGUCGCGUGUCGUCGGCGCCACCGUGGACGUGCUGACGCACUUUGCGACCGGGCUCUGGACGUAUGCUGACCCUCGGUCCGAGCACCUGCCCAUGGUGAAGAACCCCUUGCCGGUGGCCGCCAUCAUCUGCGGCUACCUGUACUUCGUGCUCUCGCUCGGGCCGCGACUCAUGAAGCACCGGCAGCCCUUCAACCUGGACAGGGUCAUGCUGGUGUACAACGCGGUGCAGGUCAUCUGGUGCGGCUACCUCAUCAGAGAGUGCGUGCGUCUCGCCUGGGGAUGGAAGUACAGCUGGACUUGCCAGCCUCUCCCCACAGGAAUGGAAGUGGCAGACUACGAGACGGCCUUUGGCGUAUGGCUUUACUUCAUUCUUAAGAUCGUGGACCUGUUGGAUACGGUCUUCAUGGUCAUGCGCAAAAACUUCCGCCAAAUCUCUUUUCUGCACGUGUACCACCACUCGGGUAUGGUGUUCUGCAUUUGGUUGGGUGCCAAGGUUUACCCCGGCGGCCACCACACUUUGCUGGGCCUCAUCAACUGCAUCGUCCACUGCUUCCUGUACGGCUACUACUUCCUGAGCCUCGUGGAGCCGCGCGUGAAGAGGGCGUGGUGGAAGAAGUACAUCACCCUCAUCCAGCUCGUGCAGUUCGGGAUGAACGUGGUGCACGAGGCGCUGCCGUUCCUCAUCGCCGGCUGCGAGGUGGACCGGCGGAUCAGCGGCGCGCUCGUCGUGCAGAACGUCUUCAUGUUCGUCCUCUUCGCCGAGUUCUAUUACAAGAACUACAUUCGAAAGGCGCCCGAAAAGACUCGAAAAGACACCUAAUCGAGCGAGCUUCAUUUCCAUGAGAGAUAGACUCUGACCCGUGAAUAGCAAUGAGAGCUCCGACAUGCUGUGCGCCCGGCGCAGAGAAGUUGGGCAUGAGAGGCGCGCACAGUGAACGCCCCCCGGGAUGACUCGAGGGAACGUUGGGCACGAUGGCGUUCUGGAGUGCGACUGGAGAGCUCACGGCGAGCUCACGGCGAACUCACGGGCUGCGCCUUCUAAACUUCUCAAAAUAGGGUGAGGGGGUUGGGGGGUAACGUUUUGGGAACGUUUUUCAGGUGAGCUCACGGUGAGCUCGGCGUGAGCUCUCUAAUCGCACCCCUGGUUGCCUGAUAACAGCCCUCCUGGCGCGGUGGGGGUGGGCGUCAGCUCCCACAUACAGGGGCUUGGCGGGUUUGCCUACCCAGCGCGUUGCAGGCGCUACUAUUAGCAUAGUGUAAGCAUGAUCAGGACUAUCAAGUGGCCCACGGGCCACGGGACGUUUCACAGUUACAGCGCACCUCAUGCAGGCGUGCGGGUGGGUUUGCCUAUUGUCUAGAGCCAUGGCACAUCAUGGCCAACGAGUAGGCAACCCGGCCAUCGUGUGCAGGUAAAGUACACAGUACACGCACUAAAUGUUGCGAGGUCCGUGUUGAGAAAGCAGUUGAGUCUUUUAAUAAUCAUCUAAAUCAAAGACAUACAACAGCCCGGCUACCGGCUAUACUCGUUCAGGCAAGAACGUUUGAGGGCCUAGUCGAAAGGAGCCAAACGUUCCCUUGUGACGCCUAUGGGUAUCAUCGCCUCAGAGAACGUCACCUUUGGGGACGUUCACUGUGGGGGCACUAAACUAGAGUGUCCACGUCUGGGUACGCGGCCAGCCCGGGCCCGGCCUCAGCCACAACGCUGCCAUCUAGACGCUACUGUGUAGCGCGAGUGUGUUUAAAUAUGUUUUUUUAGAAAUAUAUUGUUAAAUAUAUUGUGCGUACAAACACGUUACCAUAAAGCAA
Molecule: messenger RNA, 1887 nt
Organism: Frankliniella occidentalis (western flower thrips)
Lineage: Eukaryota; Metazoa; Arthropoda; Insecta; Thysanoptera; Thripidae
Product: elongation of very long chain fatty acids protein-like
Exons: 6
Coding region: 80-901 (273 amino acids)
Biological process (GO): fatty acid elongation, saturated fatty acid; very long-chain fatty acid biosynthetic process; fatty acid elongation, polyunsaturated fatty acid
Cellular component (GO): endoplasmic reticulum membrane
Molecular function (GO): fatty acid elongase activity
Source: RefSeq, a predicted model, not a curated record